Messenger RNA from Toxotes jaculatrix (banded archerfish), 1960 nucleotides. RefSeq names its product C-type lectin domain family 4 member E-like. Bases 169 to 867 code for a protein of 232 amino acids. Gene Ontology annotation, cellular component: cell surface. Gene Ontology annotation, biological process: positive regulation of cell population proliferation; phagocytosis, recognition; detection of molecule of fungal origin. Gene Ontology annotation, molecular function: (1->3)-beta-D-glucan binding; pattern recognition receptor activity. NCBI's taxonomy places the organism in Eukaryota, Metazoa, Chordata, Actinopteri, Toxotidae. The record is from RefSeq and is a predicted model, not a curated record. The transcript is spliced from 8 exons.
UUACAUCAGAGAGCUGAUGGUCACUCAGUGGUGAAAAGCAGAUGUUGAUGGAGAGCUGCACGUUGGUGUGAACUUAAAAAUCCUAAAAAAGAGCAGGAAGGUGAAAUUAAAGCGAGAAAGUUUCCUCAUCGACUGACAGUGAAGUCAGGAUCCUGAAGACUCGGCACAAUGAGCCGUUCACAGGGCGACACAGAGGGUGAAGCUCCUGCCUCCAAACACACAGACUCAGGCAGAGGGUCAAAGGUCACCUCAGAGAGAGUGGCCCUGCUGGUUGUCUGUUCUCUCCUGGCAGCUGCUGCCAUUGUUAUUUACCGACUCUCUUUUGCUCAUUUCCAAACCAAGAAAAAUCUCCAGACACUGAGAGAAGAGUACGAAGCUGUAAAAAGAAACCUCACAGAGAGAAUCAACACAGUGCAGCCUAUAUGCCCAAAAGAUCCUGAAGUAAAAAUCAAUCAAACAUGUAUGAAGUGUGACAGAGACUGGGAGCAACAUGGAGGAAAGUGCUAUCUUUUCUCCAUCAGUUCUGCAAACUGGGAACAGAGCAGACGUUUCUGCCAAAGUCAAGGAGGAGACCUGGUUAAGAUAGACAGCAGAGAGGAGCAGAUAUUCCUGGUGAAUAGAGUGAGAGAGAAAAUGAAACAUCCUGAGGACAUGUUCUGGAUCGGACUGACAGACUCAAAGGAAGAGGGCAAAUGGUUUUGGGUGGACGGCUCACCACUGGACACAAGUCUGACCUUCUGGGCCAGUGUGGAGCCGUGUGACUGGACAAAGGAGAAUCCUGAUGGAGAGGACUGUGUGAGAAUUGGGGGGAAACCAGGUCAUAAUGACCCAAAGAUCUGGUUGGAUAAAUCCUGCAAAGAACAUUAAGGAAGUAUUAGUAAGACACAUGAGGAAAAUGGACGUUACACUAUACCAUGGGCUUUUGCCCCUUUCCCCCUGUUAAACUAAAAAGUUUUUGUUUUCAUUUCAGUUUUUAAACCUUUGCAUAAACUCAGCUUCCAUAGUUUCCUCACUGAUGGAGAAGUCUGUGAGAUAGAACAGAUUUUACAGCAGGAGAAAGUGUAAUGUCCACAGACACUUCUCAAACCCGUCCUGCAGCAUCAUCCACUCGUCCUCUGUCUGUCUGCUCAGUGUGAUACAAACACUGACAGUUCAGCACACAAAACAAAGUUUUUGUUGUAUUUAUAAACUGUAGAUGUUGGAUCAGUGGUUUCCAUAGUUUUAAAGUUGAUGAAGUUUAAAACAAAGUGAGAACACAACAAACAAGAAACUGAGUUUAUGGUUGAAAGUAGUUUAUAAAACAUUUUAUAGGUGACCCAAGCUGCUGUAUCACAACUUCAGAAGAUCAUUAACAAGCUGAAUGAUUCUGUACAGUCAGUGUUUGUUCUCACGGUGUCAUCUGUUACAUCUGAUUGUUUCCUGAACUGAUAAACGUCUUUAAAAACCUCACUUUGCAACAUAUAGCUCCAGUGGUUGAUUAUAAUCAGUAUGUACCUUGCACAUGUUUGAUGUGGAAACUUGAAGCCUCCAGGUCACAAACACUGAGAACAGACUUUACAGUGAAGUAGGAGACGUCUUGUUUCCAGCAAUAUUUAAUAUACAUAGGUUCUAUAUGAGGGAGGAGCAGAUGUUAUUUAGAGAAACAUUAACAAGGAAACUGAAGGUUUUUGUAGAAAAAUAAAACAUAUCAGACACAAAAUGUUAUUCAGAGUAUUUUUUACAUGCAUCAGGAGGGAACCUUUAAAUGUUUGCAGAUGUUUCCAUUGAAUUUGACAUUAGCUUUAUCAAAAACAUCAUCAUGCCACAGAUUGUUAAGUUUCCUUGUUAAUGUUUCUCUAAAUAACAUCUCCUCCUCCCUCAUAUAGAACCUAUGUAUAUUAAAUAUUGCUGGAUACAAGACGUCUCCUACUUCACUGUAAAGUCUGUUCUCAGUGUUUGUGACCUGGAGGCUUCAAGUUUC